Messenger RNA from Styela clava, 597 nucleotides. Lineage: Eukaryota; Metazoa; Chordata; Ascidiacea; Stolidobranchia; Styelidae. The record is from RefSeq and is a predicted model, not a curated record.
GAAACUAAUCCAACAACGCAUUCCUAAAAAAUUGAGCUUUCAGCUUCAUUAAACGGGAAGAAAUUUGGAUACUUGAGAACAAUCUUGUUCGGACAAAACAAUCUCAUAAAAAUAAAUCAACUGAAGUCCAGUUUAACAUUCUGACACGUCGUAAACUAAGAUGAAGAAUAUCGCAAUUUUUCUUGCUGUAGCUGUGUUAGUUCUUAGCCAGUACAUUUCGUCCGUUGAAUGUCGGACAUUGAUGAUCAGUUCACCGAUACAAGACCGAUAUAGCACAAUACCACCAUUCUACGCAUAUAUACUGAAAAAGCGCAAUGUGGAAAAUGAUGUGAAUUUGCAGACGAGAGUCAAACAAGCGACGAAACGCGACCAAGUCGGAUUAAUAGUUUCAUUUUUGCCCGAGAUGCACCCAAUCUUAGUUCCAAUACUUUGUGAGAGCCAUACACCUAUUUCCUUAAGGCAUCACGAGGUGAAUUAUUUGAAAGUGAAAGUUAUGACUCGAAAAGGUCUCAGUUUUUAAUCGAGAGUAUCUUGAGGUUGCAGCUUCAACGUUUGAAACCUCAAGCUCAGUACUAAGUUGUAGGAAUCUCCAUUGUC